AUGUGGGUGCCCUGGUCCUAUGCUUUUGAUAUUGCUGUACCACCUGGAAGUGGCACUGUAGUUUCCAUAAAGCCCGGGAUCCCAACCCUGCCAGUGAAGGCCUGUUAUAUUGUCUCUUCAAAAAAAUACCAAUCCACGUUGACCAUCAAGUCUGGAGAGAGAGCAAUCUUUGACUUUAGCUGCCAGAAUCCAGAGAAACAUUUUGUCAUAGAAAUCCAGAAGAAUAUUGACUGUAUAUCAGGCCCGUGUCCUUUUGGGGAGGUUCCACUCCAGCCCUCAACAUCCUCAUUGCCUGCCCUCAACAGAACUUUCAUCUGGGAUGUCAGAGCUCGUAAGAACAUCAGUCUAGAGCUGCAGUUUUCCACUCCCUACCUGAGGCAGAUCGGACCAGGCGAGAACUGUCUGCAUGGAGCCACCUACUCCAUCAGUGGCCACAUCGAUGCCACCGUGGUCAGGAUUGGAACCUUCUGCAGCAAUGGCACGGUAUCACGGAUCAAACUGCAGGAGGGAGUGAAAAUGACUUUACAUCUACCAUGGACAGACAAAAGAAAUGUCUCUGGUUUCAGCAUUGCAAACCGGUCAUCUAUAAAACGACUGUGCAUCAUUGAGUCUGUGUUUAACGGUGAAGGCUCGGCAGUCCUGAUGUCUGCCAACUACCCAGGUGGUUUCCCUGAAGACGAGCUCAUGACAUGGCAGUUUGUCAUCCCCGCGCACCUGCGGGCCAGCGUCUCCUUCCUCACUGUCAACGUCUCCAACUGUGUGAAGAAGGAGGAGCGGGUUGAAUACUACAUCCCGGGCUCCACCACCAAUCCUGAGGUGUUUAAGCUGGAGGACCCCCAACCUGGGAACAUGGCUGGGAACUUCAACCUCUCCCUGCAGGGCUGUGACCAAGAUGCCCAGAAUCCAGGGAUCCUCCGGCUGAGGUUCCAAGUCUUGGUCCAGCACCCACAAAAUGAAAGCACUAAAACUUACCUGGUUGACCUGAGUAACGAGCAUGCCAUGUGGCUUACCAUCUCCAUGCAGCCCGACAGAGUGACCCGCAAGUUUGUCCCUGGCUGCUUUGUGUGCCUGGAGUCUCCUCGGACCUGCACCACCAACUUGACCCUGACUUCUGGCACCAAACACAAGAUCUCCUUCCUCUGUGACAACCUGACCCGCCUGUGGAUGAAGGCAGAGAAAACCCUAAGUUGCACAGACUACCGGUACUGCCACAGGAGGUCCUACCCUCUCCAGGUGCCUGGGAACAUCCUCCAGCUGCCCGUGCAGCUGCACGACUUCACCUGGAAGCUGUUGGUGCCCAAGGACAAGCUCAGCCUGGCGCUGAUGCCCACUCAGAAGCUGCAGCAGUCUACCAAUGAGAGGCUCUGCAACACCAGCUUUAGCUACCUCGUGGCCAGUGCUGUCCCCGGACAGGACCUCUAUUUUGGCUCCUUCUGCCCUGGAGGCUCCAUCGAGCAAAUCCAGGUGAAGCAGAACAUCUCAGUAACCCUCCGCACCUUCAAACCCAGCUUCCGUCAAGAGAUCACCAGGCAGGGCCUGACUGUGUUCUUUGUACCUUAUUUCAAAGAAGAUGGCAUUUUCACAGUGACCCCAGACACAAAAAGCAAGGUCUACUUGAGGACCCCUACCUGGGACUGGGGACUCCCACCUCUCACCUCAGUGUCUUGGAAUGUCAGUGUGCCCAAGAACCAGGUGGCCUGCCUGACCUUCCUCAAGGAGCGGACCGGUGUGGUCUGCCAGACGGGGCGUGCAUUCAUGAUCAUCCAGGAACAGCGGAGCCAUGCUGAGGAGAUCUUCAAUCUAGAAGACGAGGUGCUCCCCAAGCCAAGCUUCCGCCAUCACAGCUUCUGGGUUAACAUCUCCAACUGCAGCCCUGUGAGUGGCAAGCAGUUUGACCUGCUCUUCUGGGUGACACUCACCCCAAGGAAGACAGACUUGACAGUAGUCAUCAUUACAGCAGUGGGAGGUGGAGCUUUACUGCUGUUUGUCCUCGGACUCAUCAUUUGUUGUGUGAAAAGGAAUAAAAAUAAAGGGGAAAACAAAGGCCCUGCUGUAGGUAUCUACAAUGGCAACAUCAAUACCCAAAUGCCAAGGCAGCAAAAAAAUUUUCAGAAAGGACGUAAGGACAAUGACUCCCACGUGUAUGCGGUCAUCGAUGACACGAUGGUGUAUGGGCAUCUGCUACAGGAUUCCAACGGGUCCUUCCUCCAACCAGAGGUGGAUACCUACCGACCCUUCCAGGGAAACAUGGGAAACCCCCCUCCCUCUCCACCUCCCAUAUGCUCCCGAGCCCCGACUGCAAAGUUGACUGCAGAGGACCCCCCACCUGGCUUUACUCCUGAGUCAGAAAGUGAACCGUACACCUUCUCCCACCCCAACAAUGGGCAUGUGGGCAGUGGGAACACAGACAUUCCCUUGCUGGACAUCAAGGAGCCAGCAAAUCCAGGAGAAUAA
Molecule: messenger RNA, 2454 nt
Organism: Chrysochloris asiatica (Cape golden mole)
Lineage: Eukaryota; Metazoa; Chordata; Mammalia; Afrosoricida; Chrysochloridae
Gene: CDCP1
Product: CUB domain containing protein 1
Exons: 9
Coding region: 1-2454 (817 amino acids)
Source: RefSeq, a predicted model, not a curated record